Molecule: messenger RNA, 2370 nt
Organism: Boeremia exigua
Lineage: Eukaryota; Fungi; Ascomycota; Dothideomycetes; Pleosporales; Didymellaceae
Product: HAUS augmin-like complex subunit 6 N-terminus-domain-containing protein
Exons: 3
Coding region: 1-2370 (789 amino acids)
Biological process (GO): spindle assembly
Cellular component (GO): HAUS complex; mitotic spindle microtubule
Molecular function (GO): microtubule binding
Source: RefSeq, a predicted model, not a curated record
AUGUCACGCCCCAUCUCCGAGUCCUCGACUGCCACUGCGGCGCGCCUCGGCCAUGCGCGCAACCUGGCCGUCAAAACAAACACCGCCGGCCCCGUCACCAAGCCGCCGCCGAACCCAAUCCCUGCCUCCGAUGUCAGGCUGUUUGUGACCAACCUGCGCUUGCUGGACUUUGACCUGCGCAGCGACUGGCCCAACAUCACCGCGCAGACCUUCUCGGCCAAGAAUGCAGACCAGAAGCAGCGCAUCGGCGGCACCGAGUGGGCGCUGUUCCGCCUCUUCGAGAUCUGGGACCCCACCGAGACUGCACAUAAACUGCGCCCCUUCUUCCCUCCCCUUGAGCCGCUCCAGUCCCUGAACCUCCGCGCCGCCCUGUACCGAUGUCUGAACGAGCUGAAGAAGAACGGCCUGCUCGGCCGCGAGUCAGUGCUGCGCAAGACAAUGCUGGACGAGUGCAAGGGCGAGAAAUUCUACGAGAUCAUUGCGCUGUUCUCGGCUGCAGUACUCAAGAAGGUGCUUGCUUCAAAGGGUGGAGAUCAUCCGAAUGCCGCGGUCGCGCGAAAACUAGCAACAGCCUCUCAUCUCUCCGGCGACGCGCAGCGAUCUCUGAUACCACUCGCAAUCGCACACAAGGCUGCACUGGUGAAUGUGCUGCGCCGGAAGGAGGAGAAGAGGGCGAAAUUCAAGGAGUUCGAGGCAACACUAGAUUCGAAAGCCAAUGAGAUCAACAAACGCAUACGGAAGUGUGCGGAAACUCCGAGGGCGAAAAGGCCGGCUGUGCCGCAGAGAGACGCAGAUGCUGUCAAGAGACAACUUGCAUGUAACUGGAUUGGCAACCAGAAGUGGCUUGAGGUCAUACUACACGGCGAUCAGGUCCAAGCCGGAGAUGCAUUCCUCAGCAAUCGAUUCGACAAAGUGUGGCAUAUGGUUGAGCGAGGCAGGAAGCUGGAAGACGCAGCCCCCGAGGCAGGACUGCUGGAGGAUCUGCAGUCGAGGGUUCAGGAACAGCAGACGCGAUUGCAGAAAUGGAAGAACUUUCACGAAGAGUUGCGCCGAGACAGUAAUGAGGAGGCGUCGGCGAAACAGAAAGUGUCGACUACUGCAAAGGAGUUCAAAUUCGACGAUCAUGUUCAACAUCAAUUGCCAGUGGCCCGAGAGAUUGAAUUUGGUGCUGUACAGAAACCAGCGAUGAGAUCGAGCUACGUGGAUAUUCUAUCGGACAUGGAUUCAGAGCUGUCGCGUGUCUCGCAGGCAAAACCUCAACCAGCGCUCGCUGCUCUUCGCCGGCGGCGCAGAUCGUCCUCGAGUGCUCCUCGCUCCCCAAUCCGUACAAGACGACCUUCAAUCUCGAAGAUGGUAGCGAAGGCACCAUCAGUUCCAGCCUGGCAUGCGGAGCCGAAGUCUCUUGUUUGUGAGCCGAAAACGCUCGUCCGGGAGCAGAAGGCUUUGUUUGAGGGACUUUCUGCUAGCAACUCUGUGGCGCCCAUACGGCGACGGUCAACGACGAAGAGGACGCCUAUCGAUUCAGAUGCCGGCGUCGGGCACCAGUUGUCUAAUAUACGAAUGGCGGCACCUGCAGCAUCGGCCAGUCAAUCACCUGUUCGCCAACGUUUCCAACCUCAGCGCGAGCCCCAGCCUAUACCAUCAGCAGCCGCUCUACACAGCCGCGCAGUCUCGGUCCCUACUUUGGAGAUGCCCAGCCUGAACCCAGAGGAUGCGCUUGCUGAUCAAAUCAUCAAUGCUAUCGGCAACGCCACCCCGUCGCCGGUCAAGAAACCUCAGCCGCGCAUGUCAAUGUCGCUAGUAGAACGCACACGGAUGACUCUUUCACGAACGCCGUCAUUCGAGCCCGUACCUGAAUCACCCGAUCCACUUCCUUCAGCACCGCCGACUAUGCUCCCUGCGAGCAGCGAUGAUCAGGUCUCCAACGUCACGACCCUACUGGAACGAACGCGCCUUAGUAUGGCGGCCAUGUCCAACCGGCCCCCGCAAGAGACGGAUAAGAAACGGAAGCGCAAAUCGAGGAGCUCACUGUUCCCCGUCAACCAAUUCGAAACAAUCCGCCACCGCGAGUCUUUUGGUGCGCUGGAAGAAGAAGAGAGCGGCACCAAGACCCCGCAAGAAGACCUGCUCACAGGCGACGUUGACUACGACCGCGUGUUCAGGAGCCGCCCACGCAUUGCUACAAGCCCGAUCUUCAGCCCUGAGAAGUAUCUGAACUUUGACGGGGAGGGAGACGAGAAUGCGUAUGAGGAAGAGAUCACAGGUAUUGAUUUGGGAGACGUUGAUCAGAGCGAUGAUGAGGAUGAGGAUGGCUUUACGCAGAACUUGGCGAACAGUCCAAGUAAGCGACCAGGGCAAUUCAGGUAUUGA